Frankliniella occidentalis (western flower thrips) is the source of this 949-nucleotide messenger RNA. RefSeq names its product elongation of very long chain fatty acids protein AAEL008004. Bases 124 to 918 code for a protein of 264 amino acids. Gene Ontology annotation, cellular component: endoplasmic reticulum membrane. The transcript is spliced from 7 exons. Gene Ontology annotation, molecular function: fatty acid elongase activity. The record is from RefSeq and is a predicted model, not a curated record. Gene Ontology annotation, biological process: fatty acid elongation, monounsaturated fatty acid; very long-chain fatty acid biosynthetic process; sphingolipid biosynthetic process. Lineage: Eukaryota; Metazoa; Arthropoda; Insecta; Thysanoptera; Thripidae.
UUGGCUGACUCUGCCUAGUCCGAAUCGCACGGCCGAGCGGUGAUGUUUGAAGAACAUCGAGGGAAUAUUCAGAUGGGUUCCCUCUAGACAACACUGAGCGGUUACAUUUACAACCGCGAUAAGAUGGGUCUGGCAGAAACUUACCACAGGAUUUUCGACGAAUUGUCGGAUCCUCGUCUGAAGGAUUGGAGCUUAAUGAGCAGUCCUGCUUAUCCGCUAUGGCUAUCCAUCGUGUAUCUAUUCCUAGUAUUGGUGGCUGGGCCAAGAUACAUGAAAAAUCGGCCGGCAUACAAGCUCAAUACUUUCACUUUUUAUUACAACAUUUUUCAAGUGUUUGCUUGUAUCUUUAUACUACAUGGGUGUUUAAACAGUGGGUGGCUCACAACUUACAACUGGCUAUGUCAGCCUGUUGAUUACUCAGACAGCCCUGAAGCCAUGAAGAUGCUGACAUUUUCUUGGCUGACAACAUGGCUGAAAUUGAUAGAGUUUGUAGAAACAAUUGUAUUUGUACUAAGGAAAAAGGAUAGACAGGUAUCUGUUCUGCAUCUCUAUCACCAUGUAUCUACUCUUUGGGUAGCUUGGACAAUAACUAAGUUUCAGGGAGGUGGUUCUAUGUCAUUCCCAAUUCUACCAAACAGUAUUGUGCACAUUGUAAUGUACACAUACUAUCUACUUACAAUAAACAAAAACCCAAGGCUCCAGAAAAUCUUGCGAACAAUCAAGCCUUACAUAACAAUAAUGCAAAUGAUUCAAUUCUGCAUCAUAAUUUUUAUGGUAUUAAUGUUAUUACUACCAGACUGUCCCAUACCUAUUUACUUUCCCAUGCUUUUCCUUCCAAACAUCUUUCUCAUUUUCUACAUGUUUUAUGACUUUUACAACAAAAAUUUUACAAAACCCCAACAACAAAAAGUUAAGUAAGUGAGAUGCCACAGAAACUACACCUCUUAUU